CACUAUAUAACCUCUGGACCGCCUCUUCAUCUUCGGCGUCUUCUCUCUCUCUACCCGUGCGAGGUCUGGGACGCGGCCGUCUCCGGCGCCUCGUGGUUUUCUCCGAUGGCCUCCCCUAGCCAAGCCAGCCUCCUCCUCACCAAGCAACUGAGAGAUCUCAGCAAGAACCCGGUGGAUGGUUUCUCGGCUGGACUUGUCGACGAUGUUAAUGUUUUUGAAUGGAACGUCACCAUCAUCGGCCCUCCUGACACGCUUUAUGAGGGUGGCUAUUUCAAUGCGAUUAUGAGUUUUCCUACUAAUUAUCCCAACAGCCCUCCAACAGUUAGAUUUACAUCAGAGAUGUGGCAUCCAAAUGUAUAUCCUGAUGGGCGUGUUUGCAUAUCAAUUCUUCAUGCACCUGGGGAUGACCCGAAUGGCUAUGAGCUUGCAAGUGAGCGUUGGACUCCUGUGCAUACGGUUGAGAGCAUAGUCUUGAGUAUUAUCUCCAUGCUUUCCAGUCCCAAUGAUGAAUCUCCCGCAAACAUUGAAGCUGCAAAGGAAUGGAGAGAGAGGAGGGAUGAAUUCAAGAAGAAAGUCAGUCGAAUUGUGAGAAAAUCUCAAGAAAUGCUGUAAAGCUGGUUUGGGAACAAGAACAAACCAUUGUUAAACCCCCAUUUGAUUCCCCAACCUCACAAAUCUCUGCAAAAAAAUAAUAAUAAUAAUAAUAAUAAUAAAUUAAUUUUAAUUUUGAAUUGGGACCCAUUGGGUGGUUGCUGUUGUGUGGUGUUAAUUUUAUUGCUCUUCCUUGUUCUUGAAAUAGAGUCUUGCUUUUAAGCAGUGAUGUUUUUGUCUUAGGAUAUUGUGGAAUAUAUGCUUUUUGGUUUAUUUUGGCCAA
Messenger RNA from Dioscorea cayenensis subsp. rotundata (Guinea yam), 874 nucleotides. RefSeq names its product ubiquitin-conjugating enzyme E2 7-like. The transcript has 6 exons. Bases 106 to 612 code for a protein of 168 amino acids. Gene Ontology annotation, molecular function: ubiquitin conjugating enzyme activity. Gene Ontology annotation, biological process: protein polyubiquitination; ubiquitin-dependent protein catabolic process. NCBI's taxonomy places the organism in Eukaryota, Viridiplantae, Streptophyta, Magnoliopsida, Dioscoreales, Dioscoreaceae. The record is from RefSeq and is a predicted model, not a curated record.